Messenger RNA from Temnothorax curvispinosus, 3791 nucleotides. RefSeq names its product heterogeneous nuclear ribonucleoprotein R (gene Syp). Gene Ontology annotation, molecular function: mRNA binding. The record is from RefSeq and is a predicted model, not a curated record. The coding region runs from base 105 to 2096 and encodes 663 amino acids. The transcript has 13 exons. Gene Ontology annotation, cellular component: ribonucleoprotein complex; nucleus. NCBI's taxonomy places the organism in Eukaryota, Metazoa, Arthropoda, Insecta, Hymenoptera, Formicidae.
GCGUAUCUUUGCGCGUCGUUUUGUGAACCCCGUAGUCCGCAAUCACGUUGACGUCUGUCGCCAUUUCCUCGCGUGGAGGAGCCCGUUCGUUUAUUUUGCAAGCUAUGGCAGAAGGAAAUGGAGAGAUAAAAAUGGAAGAAAAACAAGAAAUGGAAAAUGUGGAACGGACAGAAGAUUUUAACAAACUCAUGCAAUAUGGACUAGAUGAGAAAGUAGCUGCUAAAUUGGAUGAAAUUUAUAAGACGGGGAAAUUGGCUCAUAUCGAUCUGGAUGAAAGGGCUCUUGAUGCCUUGAAGGAAUUUCCGGUUGAUGGUGCGCUAAACGUGCUUACACAAUUUCUGGAAUCUAAUCUGGAACAUGUAUCUAACAAAUCGGCAUACCUUUGUGGAGUAAUGAAGACAUACCGACAGAAGAGUCGUGCUGGUCAAGGUACGGGCACCAGUACGACACCCAAAGCCCCAGAUGAAGAUAAAAUCAAGUUGAUUCUGGAAAGAACGGGAUACCCUUUGGAUGUAACUACUGGGCAAAGAAAAUAUGGUGGCCCUCCACCAAAUUGGGAGGGUCCUACUCCUGGGACUGGUUGUGAGGUAUUUUGUGGCAAAAUCCCAAAAGACAUGUAUGAAGACGAAUUAAUUCCAUUAUUUGAGAAAUGUGGAAAAAUUUGGGACUUGAGACUGAUGAUGGAUCCCAUGUCAGGUUCCAAUAGAGGAUACGCAUUUAUCACGUUUACUAACAGGGAAGCUGCGCAGCAAGCUGUUCGAGAGCUGAAUGAUUAUGAGAUUCGGAAAGGGAAAAAGAUUGGUGUUACCGUAUCUUAUAACAAUCACCGCUUGUUUGUGGGAAAUAUUCCAAAGAAUCGAGACCGAGAUGACUUGUUCGAAGAGUUUACAAAGCACGCACCUGGUCUGACAGAGGUGAUCAUCUACAGCUCACCAGAUGACAAAAAGAAGAAUAGAGGUUUUUGCUUUUUGGAAUACGAAUCUCACAAAGCAGCUUCCUUAGCCAAGCGAAGGUUGAGCACUGGACGUAUCAAAGUUUGGGGAUGUGAUAUUAUUGUUGAUUGGGCUGAUCCUCAAGAGGAACCAGAUGAACAAACUAUGUCCAAAGUACGUGUGCUUUACGUACGAAAUUUGACGCAAGAUUGCUCUGAAGAGAAGCUGAAGGAAAGUUUUGAACAAUAUGGCAAAAUUGAGCGAGUGAAAAAAAUCAAGGAUUAUGCCUUUAUACACUUUGAAGAUAGAGAUAAUGCUGUUAAGGCAAUGAACGAAUUAAAUGGUAAGGAAAUGGGUGGAUCCCACAUAGAAGUUUCGUUAGCAAAACCACCAUCCGAUAAAAAGAAGAAGGAAGAGAUGCUGCGCGCCAGGGAAAGACGAAUGAUGCAAAUGUUACAGGGUAGAGGCGGUGGAUCUCCGUCUCAUCCGAGUAUGAUGGGAGGACCAAUGCCAGUUCGUGGUCCUACACAGGGACCUCGGGGCACAGGUGCAGGUAUGCGUGGACAAAUGGGACGAGGCGAUUAUGCUCUCCAGGAAAUAGAUUAUGAUUACGACUAUUACGGUUAUGGGGAUUAUCGAGGUGGCUACAGUGAUCCCUAUUACGAUGACUAUUAUCGAUACGAAGAUUACUAUUUCGAUUAUGCGCCGCCUCCGCCGCCUGCCAGAGGGAGAGGCAGGCAGCCUCAACCGGCUGGUCGUGGCCGUGGAGUAGUGCCACGUGGCCGAAUCGGUGGCCCGCAAGCCCGUGGGCCAGUCAGGGGGGGACGCAACCCCGCAGCUUCAGGGGCCCGUGGGGUCCAGCGGCUGGCCGCUCGUGGGGGGGUCCGCGCCAAGGGAAGUUUACCAGGUGAGGAUGCAGGUAAACGAAAAUUUGACGGGGGUCACCAGAACCAGGGGGAAUCUAAGCGUCGCUUCCAGAGCAAUUGGGGAAACCAGCCCCUCGCCCAACAACCACUGGGCAAUGCAUAUGGAUUGGCGAGUGUAAAUGGUGGCAGUGGUGGUGGUGGCGGUGACAUAGCUUUCGGAAGUAGAGCCGGCACACUCGGCGGUGUUUCCGGCGACGAUCACGAAUGGUAUCAAGACUCUUACCAGUCGUGGAGCUAACUUCUGCAAUCCUGUGAGUGAUAAAAAAAUAUGCACGAACAAAUGCAUGAUAGAUGAAGUGAGAAACAAAAAACAUAUAAAAUAAGGGGAAAAAAUAAGAUGAAAUCAGACUGACAAAACGUAAAGAGCGAGAGAGAGAGAGAGAGAAAGAGAGAGAGAGAAAGGAAGAGAGGGAGAGAGAAUAAUAGGAUGAGGGGGAGGAAACUCGACGAAGGGGAGGAAAAAGAUCAUCCAUUUGUAUUAUUAUCGCUCUUAAUCGAAUUCAAAUAAUUGUAAAUGUUUUUUCAUAUUAAUGAUACGCAGCAACUGUGUUCUGCGCCACCACCAUCGCCCGCUGUUAUUGUGAUUAUGUACAGUGAUGUGCCACUGAGACUAAUUAUUAUAUCGGAGUGUGACCACCCACCCACCCCGUACUAUUAUUAUUAUUAUGAUAAUACUAAUCUAAGUACCACUACUGCAUUGUCACAUUGUUUACUGCCAAGUGAUGAAGAUCAGCGAUGUUGACAUAGGGAUUGUGAUGGCUUGUAUUAGUUAAGAGAACUCAUGGAAGCCUGCGGUUUAUUACGCGAUGACUAGAUGUUUUGAAUCUAUAUGACGAAGCAUGUGUGUUAGGUAGCUCGAAUGAAAUAAAUAACGUGGGAGAAAAACGGAGAAGUUACAAAUGGAAGUUAGAAAUUGAAAAAACGGAAGUCCAACUUUGAGGAAACAGAAAAUGUAAUAGGUGUAGACAAGCAGAAGACGUAGGGCGAGAAUGUGAUAUUUAGUGAGUAUGCGCGCGCGCACGCGAGAGAGAGAGAGAGAGAGAGAGAGAGAGAGAGAGAGAGAGAGAGAGUCUUUAAACGGAAUGUGUCUGUGUGUAUUUGUGCGUGGGGCACGCUAUCAAGCGUGCUGCAAGACCUUCUAUUGUUGGUCUAUAAAUGUGUACAGUCAGUGAAACUAUUAUUAUUAAGAGUCACACAGGUAAAGUUUUACAAAAGUAGCGAGUAUGAAACGUUGCAACGGCUCUGCGAAUGUCUCCCAGAUUAGGUUUUGAUUACGGUCACGCGAGGGUUCUAUUGGGUAAAAAAGGGGAAAAUGAAAAAAAAGAGUAUUGCUCACAAUCGAGAGAAAACCCACUUGUACAGUAAAUUUUUCAAUGACAGUAUCCAAGUAGCAAGGUAAACUCGGAUCCAAAUUAUAAUAUAUUUAUUUGUUAAUGUGUUUCUUUUUUUAUAUUUGAAAAAUUAAAAAAUCGAUCGUUGAAAACAAAUAUCUAAAGUGAAUCUAUUCCCUUUGAAAGGGAAAUAAAAAAGAGUGUAUUGUUUCUUCUAAAUUUUAUGUAAAAAGUAAAUUUGUUUCUUGUAUUCUUUUACAAAAGAAAAAGAAAGAGAAGUUUUUAAAGAUGACUGACUACGAAUUUGAUAAUGAUAGUCACAGAUUGAAGUAGGAUGUAAAAGGUAAUGUUUACAAAUGCAUGAACACAUACAGCACACAUUUUGAGUGUUGACUUGUUGUUAUUGUUAGUCUGUUAGUUAAUUAGUAAGAGUUGUAAGUGCGGGCUGUAGUUGGUCCCUGUCCCUGGAGCCCAGACACCCCCUGUUCUGGAUGAUUAUUUGAAAAAGGAAAGAAAAAAUGAAAACAUACGCAAAUCAUUUGUAUUUUACACGCACCCCCGGAAUAUGAAGACAAACAUGGCGUAAAGACAAAAAAAGAAAA